Molecule: messenger RNA, 2701 nt
Organism: Cottoperca gobio
Lineage: Eukaryota; Metazoa; Chordata; Actinopteri; Perciformes; Bovichtidae
Gene: gja5a
Product: gap junction protein, alpha 5a
Exons: 2
Coding region: 225-1361 (378 amino acids)
Biological process (GO): heart development; atrial cardiac muscle cell to AV node cell communication by electrical coupling; cell-cell signaling
Cellular component (GO): connexin complex
Molecular function (GO): gap junction channel activity involved in atrial cardiac muscle cell-AV node cell electrical coupling
Source: RefSeq, a predicted model, not a curated record
UCAGCCCAUCUCCGCAUCAUCACCUGCCCUUUGUCCACUGAGUUAAGGGAAGACUUGUCUCAUCAGGGGACAGAUAAGGACCUUCUACUUGAUCAGAAACAGCCUUCCAGAAAACUAAAAGCAGUGACUUCACCUCUUCAUCUCUAGUGCACCCUCCUUUCGCACUUUCCCUCCUCCCUCUCGAGUCUUUGUGUCUCAGGUGUCUGUUCGGCCUGUGAGCAGUGAUGGGGGACUGGAGUCUCCUGGGGAAUUUCUUAGAGGAGGUUCAGGAACACUCCACUUCGGUCGGGAAGGUCUGGCUCACCGUUCUCUUCAUCUUCCGCAUCCUGGUCCUUGGCACGGCAGCCGAGUCCUCUUGGGGAGACGAGCAGAGCGAUUUCCUGUGCGACACUCAGCAGCCCGGUUGCACCAAUGUGUGUUAUGACAGCGCCUUCCCCAUCGCCCACAUCCGCUACUGGGUACUGCAGAUCGUUUUUGUCUCCACGCCAUCCCUCAUCUACAUGGGCCACGCCAUGCACAUUGUGCGCAGAGAGGAGAAGGUGCGGAGGAAGGAGCAGGAGGAGAGAGGGGAAGGCGAAGGCGACCUGGAGGGGGAGAAGGAGUACCUCCAGCGGAAGGAGAGCGGAAGAAUGACCGCUGACGGGACUGGCCAUUUUCGCCUGAAAGGAGCUCUGCUGCAGACUUACAUCCUGAGCAUCAUGAUCCGCACAGUGAUGGAGGUGACAUUUGUCGUGGUGCAGUACAUGAUUUACGGGGUGUUCCUCAGGGCGUUGUACCUGUGCAAGGCUUGGCCCUGCCCCAACCCCGUCAACUGCUACAUGUCCCGACCCACAGAGAAGAAUGUCUUCAUCAUCUUCAUGCUGGUGGUGGCUGGUGUGUCUCUACUGCUCUCUGUGUUGGAGCUCUACCACCUUGGCUGGAAAAGCGCCAGGAGGUGUUUACGCAAGAAGAGGAUGCAGAAGAGCAACGACAGAGCUGUGACUGUGGCCGCAACUGCGGCCUUGGAGCCCAACAGCCCACCUCGGCUCUCUGCCUCCUGCACUCCACCCCCUGACUUCAGCCAAUGUCUGGCAGUAACCAGCUCCAUGAACCCCAUGACCUCUAUGGCCUCUCAUCCCUUUAACAACAGGAUGGCGCUGCAGCAGAACUCAGUCAACUUUGCCACGGAGCGGCAUCACAGCUGCGACAACGAGGACGAGGAGGACUUUCUGAGGAUGAGAUACGACCAGGUGCCCAUAGAGGUGCCCAACAGCUGCUCCCCAUCACCUCUGCUGCACUCCGGCUACAUGAAGGACAAACGCCGCCUGAGCAAGACCAGUGGGAGCAGCAGCCGGGCUCGCCAGGAUGAUCUGGCAGUUUAGACACAACCAGAAAGAGAGGCUAACAAGGGGGGGGGGGGGAGUUGGACUUUCAGAACAAAGAGAAAAGACAGGAAGAUCCGUUUAUGAAGACACAAAGUGGAGUCAGUGUGUCGUGACUGAGUGAAGAGUCAGAAUGUGAACAGAAGCUGAUUAUGCAGACUCUGGCAUUGAACCCUGAAACUUGACUAUAGAGAACGGACUAAAUGUUCACUUUAGAAAGACUGAUCUGUGAGUGGACCAUGUGAACUUGACAUGUGGGAGUUCUGUGAGCAGAUAGUGUUUGUGAAUCAAUCUGUCCCAGAGCUUGAAAAACUGACAACCAAACUGCAAAAGAAAUCAUUUUGAAAUGAGAACAGGGUUAACAGGUGUGAUACCUGACUAUUGCACAUUUUAUGUUUCAGUUAAAAAGUUAAAGCCAAAAACAGAGAGAUGAAGAGACUAUUAAGUGGGAAUGACAUGAUGCUUGGGGUGAGAUGAAUUAGGAAAACCAUUUAAUUAGAAAGAUAAAUAUGACACAAAUCUCAACUAUUCAACUAAUUACAACAUUGUUUUAUUCUCCCGCUGCAAAAAAAUUGGAGAUGCAUUAAGAGAAAACAGGGACUCAAUAUGCAAAAAACUGUGAAGCUUGCCAGUAUAUAAAUUGGAUGUUUGUAUGCAGCGCAUUUGCAAUGAAUCAAGGCAAAGUGCCUUAACAUGUUUGAAGAUAUAUCUCUUUCCGUACAACAUGUUUUCUAUAUAUAUUUUUCCUUUAAAUUUAGAUAAAGCCGUCGGUUGACUUGCUAACCUGCACUACACCCGGGUCAGCAAACUUAAAAUGUAACUCAAGAAUAAUCACUUUACAAUCUAAAAGAAGGUGUGAAGUAAAACUGUAUUCAUUAGUUAUAUAUGUGACAGGAGCCUUUGUGUGCAGAAUUAGAAAAUGUUGCCUGUUUUAGGAUUUUUCCUUUUGAGAGGGAUUCAAGGGAAAAGAAAAAGAAGAAGUGCUGCCUGGAUGCUGUUAUGAGGAGAUCUGGCCACUGGGUGGAAACAUUGCACUUAAGUUUUUCAGUUUCUGCCCUGGAGCCGUUGUGUAAAUAGUAAAUGUGUCCCUAUGCAAUGUAUGUUUGAGUUGAUAUCUUUGAAUGUAUUUUAUUUCAUUGCCGGUGUCUUGUUUUUACUAUAUGCUAAAUAAUUGUAUAUGUUGUUUAUGACAGCAGAUUUUUUUAAUGGACAUCCACUGCAACUGGGGUUUUAAUCCUACGCAUCUCUUACAGCAACUAAACACAGAAAUAUUUUUGGUUCUUCCACGCAGACCUUUAUGCAAUAAAUGUCAUCACUAACCCUUCACCAAUUAAUAAAUC